AUGAACAGGUUCGAUGGCCGCACCAUUCGCGUCGACAAGGCCUCUGAUCGCUCUGGCGGCGGCGGUGGCGGCGGACGCGGCGGCUACGGAGGAGGACGCGGUGGAUACGGCGGCGGUGGCUACGGAGGCGGAGGCGGUAGCUAUGGCGGUGGACGUGGUGGCUACGGCGGCGGCGGCGGUGCCUCCUGGGGACAGGGCGGUGGCGGCGGCGGCGGAUACCAACCCCGUGGUGGCUACGGUCAGGGUCAAGGCCAGGGCGGCUACGAAGGUCAGGGCGGCCAGAACGGCGGCGGCCAGUGGUAG
This is a messenger RNA of Didymosphaeria variabile, 303 nucleotides long. RefSeq lists its product as uncharacterized. Bases 1 to 303 code for a protein of 100 amino acids. The record is from RefSeq and is a predicted model, not a curated record. The transcript is spliced from 3 exons. NCBI's taxonomy places the organism in Eukaryota, Fungi, Ascomycota, Dothideomycetes, Pleosporales, Didymosphaeriaceae.